AAAAAUAUAAUCAUUUAACAGAGUUUCCAACAAUUUUUGAGGAUUAAGCUGACAUAGAAUAAUUUUUUUCUGGAAAUCGUAUAAGAAAACAUUGACGGUAGCUGUCAUUGUCAAGAAACAAAACAGAAAUAAUCAGCUGGAUUAACGAGAAGAUAAUAAAUAAACCCACGACUUUCAGUGAUAAACAUUGAGCAAAAUGGCUUUUCUCGAAUGGAGAAAAUUCCAUUUUUUCGAUCUUCAGAGUAAUGUGGACAAUGGAAAUAUAGCAGAACUAUUUAAGGAUGACUAUAGAAUAACAGUCACAUCUAGUGGAAAUAACAACAUAGUUCUAGGAGACUCGUCCGGUCAAAUACAUUUAGUAAAUAGAUCUUGGAACAUUCAUACAUUCAGAGCUUAUGAAUUCAGCACAGACUUCUUAUAUCAAUUGAGGAAUUCUACAUUGCUCGUCACAAUAGGUCAAGAUGAACCUGGAGUUAAUCCCCUUAUAAAGAUAUGGGAUACAAGCAGAUUGGAUAAAAAUGGUUUUCCCCAUUGCUUUAGAGUCAGUCGGGCUUUGCCUGGAAAUCGUCCAGUUCAAGUCAGUGCACUUUGUGUACAUGAAAACUUGCAGUUGAUGGCACUAGGAUUCAUUGACGGAUCUUUAAUGCUUUACAGGGGAGAUAUCACAAGAGAAAGGAGUUCAAAACAAAAAUUAUUGAGAGAUGCUAGUAGUGCAGUUACAGGAUUGGCAUUCAAGACAACUUCAACAAGUAAUUAUCUGUUUUUAGCUACUGAUAGUUCUGUCAUAGUUUAUAACAUAACUCAAAAAGAUAAGGAAGAAAAGGUUCACCUAGACAAUAUAGGAUGUGCAAAAAGAUGCUGCGUUCUUGCCGAAUCAAUACAAGAAAGUCAUUUUAUGGUUGGCAGAAAUGAUGCAGUUUAUUGCUACACAACAGAUGGCAGAGGUCCGUGUUAUGCCAUCGACGGCGAGAAAGUGAUGCUGGAAUGGUUCAGGAGCUAUCUGAUAAUAAUUUCGAAAACAAACCGUCCGAUGGCUGUCAAUUCCAUGAACAACGGCAACCAAAGUUCGGUUUUGCAAGGGGACUGCAUCACCGUUCUGGACAUCCACAACAAGUUCAUCGUCUUUUCAGCCACCAUGCCCCGAAUAAAGGCUGUAUUGAAUGAAUUCGGCUCCUUUUACAUCCUCGAUGAAGACAACAAAAUUUACCAUCUGGACGAGAAAGAUCUCCAGUCUAAACUGUCUCUCCUGUUCAAGAAGAACCUUUACGAUGUCUCCAUAAGGAUAGCUAAAUCUCAACAGUACGAUACUGAAGGACUUGUGGAUAUCUUCAAACAAUAUGGCGAUCAUCUGUGCAACAAAGGAGACUACACUGGCGCAAUAGAGCAGUAUAUAAAAACUAUAGGAAAACUGGAACCGAGCUAUGUGAUCCGCAAGUUCCUGGACUCGCAACAUAUUGAAAAGUUGACCAUGUACCUUCAGGCGUUGCACAAAGAGAGACAGGCUACGGAAGACCAUACGACUCUGCUGUUGAACUGUUACACCAAAAUGAGCAACACCCUGGGACAGAACGAGGGUUUGAAGCAGUUCAUAUUGAGCAAGGAUAGCGACUUGAGCUAUGACGUCGAUGUUGCCAUCAAAGUUUGCAGGCAAGGCAGCCCCUCUGAAGCUCUAAUGUUGGCCAAACGCCACGAGAAACACGACUGGUACAUAAAGCUCCUCGUCGAAGACCACCAGAAGUACGUAGAGGUCUUGGACUACAUCUCGAGUCUGACCUUCGACAACGCGGAGCUCUACAUGAAGAAGUACGGCAACAUCCUGAUCCAGAAGGUGCCCAACGAGAGCACCCAGUUCCUGAAGAAACUGUGCACCAACUACAAACCGAAAGAUUCUCCGAUCAUCUCCGAAAACGCCCUGACCGGAAACUACGACAUUCCCCAGCACGCAGAACCGGAGGAUUUCAUACAUCUGUUCCUCAACAACUCGGAGAGGUUGGUGGAGUUUUUGGAGUACGUGAUAGAAGAGGGCUCGGUAUUGACCACUCCGGUGUACAACACCCUGCUGGAGCACUAUCUGCACGUGUGGACGAACUCGCAGAACGAGAGGACCAGAUGGUGUCAGAAGAUACUGAAGAUGCUGCAGAAUCCGGACAUAAAGUACGACAAAUCGCAGGCUCUGGUAGUCUGUCACAUGCAUUCCUUCAGCGAGGGCAUUCUGUAUUUGUACGAGGAGCAGAAACUGUAUCAACAGAUUUUGAGGCAUCACAUAAUGAAGAACGACACCGGUUCGGUUCUUGCAUGCUGCAGGAGGUUCGGUAACCAAGAACCGACCCUUUGGAUUCAGGCGCUCUGGUCCUGUGUCAGGAAUACCAAAAAUCCACCACCAGAUCUUUUGAGCGAGAUUUUAACGGUGAUCGCCAAGGAAAGACUACUUUCGCCGCAACUUGUGAUAGACGCUUUGGGAUCGGAGACUACGGACAUAACAGUUGGCCAUAUCAAAAAUUACAUUAUGAACGAGCUGAAACAGGAGGAAGAGAAAACUUUGGAGGUUACCGAUCUUAUCGAUAACUACCGUAAAGACAUAGACAAGUUGAGGAAGCAGCUGGAUAAUUUAAAAAGCGGUGCCAUUGUAAUACAAGGAUCUCGUUGUGCCGCAUGCCACCAUCCUCUGGAACUCCCAACCAUACACUUUUUGUGCCAGCACAGCUACCACCAGCACUGUUUCCAGAGCUUCUGCGACGAAGACCAGGGCUGUCCGACGUGUCAGCCGGAAAACAAAAACUUGCUGGAGCUGCUGAAAGCCAGAGAACACACGACCGAUCUGAACGAGACAUUCCAUUCGCAAUUAGAAAAAGCCCACGAUGGCUAUUCUGUGGCCGCCGAGUAUUUCGGCAGAGGGGUCUUCAACAGAUAUAAGGACAUUACCAAUAAGGCCGUGAAGAAAUUGAUGGAGAAACGGGAGGAGGAAGAGAUAUCCAGGACUUUGAUACCAAAGAUGGAAAAAGAGGUUAGAGAUUACGGAUUCGGAGCAGAGGCCAGAAUGAGACAAAACGAAAGGAAAAACGGCCAGAACAUUGUCCAGAUUUCGGAGGGAAGAAUGAGACAGCAGGAAACCGCCAGAUACAGUUCUUCUGUAAAAUCCAACACCAGCGCUUACGAGAGGAAGAAAGAGUUCAACGCGAGCUCGGCGGCCGGUCUGAAUCCCUUCGAAAACGAUUACGACCCCUCCAACAAUCCUUUCGAGAACGAAGACGAGUCCGAGGACGAGACCAAUCCCUUCAGAUCCAGUUACGAUUGCGACAAGAAUCUGAACCCUUUUUCCUAAGUUCCCCAAGAUUAUCCUCUCCAAACCAAAGUAAAUUUAUAUUUAUUGUAUAUUAUGUUCGUUUAUAAGAAAUUACUAGUCGUUAAUUGUUUUUUCGAUUUUAUUUGUUUACCUUCUUUUUUUCGACUCUUUUCAGGAUAUCGUGGAAUGGUUGCAUGUCGUGAUAUGUAGAAUUGUCAAGUCUGUUUAAGCAUGAAAAAUCCAUUAAAUAUUCUUAUAAUCGGG
This is a messenger RNA of Harmonia axyridis, 3547 nucleotides long. It is a transcript of the gene Vps11, whose product is annotated as vacuolar protein sorting-associated protein 11 homolog. NCBI's taxonomy places the organism in Eukaryota, Metazoa, Arthropoda, Insecta, Coleoptera, Coccinellidae. Bases 197 to 3322 code for a protein of 1041 amino acids. The record is from RefSeq and is a predicted model, not a curated record. Gene Ontology annotation, biological process: vesicle-mediated transport; organelle fusion; intracellular protein transport. The transcript has 14 exons. Gene Ontology annotation, molecular function: protein binding; protein-macromolecule adaptor activity. Gene Ontology annotation, cellular component: endosome; HOPS complex.